Sarcophilus harrisii (Tasmanian devil) is the source of this 1212-nucleotide messenger RNA. RefSeq names its product ras related dexamethasone induced 1 (gene RASD1). The record is from RefSeq and is a predicted model, not a curated record. Bases 256 to 1092 code for a protein of 278 amino acids. The transcript is spliced from 2 exons. Gene Ontology annotation, molecular function: GTP binding; GTPase activity. Lineage: Eukaryota; Metazoa; Chordata; Mammalia; Dasyuromorphia; Dasyuridae.
GAGGCGGCGGGCCCCGGCUUGACGCACAGAUGCUGAGAGGGCGUGGCGGCUGCCCUUGACUCUCCCUAUAAAAGAGGCGGCGCCGGCGGAGGAAAGCAGAGCAGCCUUCUUUGCUUGGAGUUUGAUUCCCCCCGAGCCUGACCAGCCUCUGCCUCCGCGCGCCUCUCAGCGUCUGGUGUCCGGGCACCUGCCGGUCUCAGCCAUCCCAAGCCCUUCACUUUCUCUCUCUUCCCUUCCCGUCUCCUCCUGCCACAAAUGAAAUUGGCGGCGAUGAUCAAGAAGAUGUGCCCCAGCGAGUCGGAGCUGAACAUCCCGGCCAAAAACUGCUACCGGAUGGUCAUCCUGGGCUCUUCCAAGGUGGGCAAGACGGCCAUCGUGUCUCGCUUCCUAACGGGCCGCUUCGAGGACACUUACACGCCCACGAUCGAGGACUUCCACCGCAAGUUCUACUCCAUCCGCGGGGAAGUCUACCAGCUGGACAUCCUUGACACUUCGGGCAAUCACCCGUUCCCGGCUAUCCGGCGCCUCUCCAUCCUCACAGGAGACGUCUUUAUCCUAGUCUUCAGCUUGGAUAACCGAGACUCCUUUGAAGAGGUGCAGCGCCUUAAGCAGCAGAUUCUAGACACGAAGUCUUGCCUGAAGAACAAGACCAAGGAGAACAUUGAAGUGCCCCUGGUGAUCUGUGGCAACAAAGGGGAUAGGGAUUUUUACAGAGAAGUGGAGCCCAGGGAGAUAGAACAGCUGGUUGGAGACGACCCUCAGCGCUGUGCCUACUUUGAAAUCUCUGCAAAGAAGAACAGCAGCCUGGACCAGAUGUUCCAGGCCCUCUUCACUAUGGCCAAACUGCCCAGUGAAAUGAGCCCAGACCUUCACCGAAAGGUCUCAAUCCAGUACUGUGACAUAUUGCACAAGAAAGCUCUGAAGAACAAGAAACUCUUGAAAGAGGGUAGCGGAGGUGGGUCAGGAGAGGCCUUUGGUAUCGUGGCACCCUUUGCCCGAAGGCCCAGCAUCCACAGUGACCUCAUGUACAUCCGGGAGAAAGCCAUUGGGGGUAGCCAGACCAAGGACAAAGAGCGCUGUGUCAUCAGCUAGGAGUCACCCACUCCUUUUACUAAGCUAAUAACUAAAACAAAGAAGAUUUUUUUUGUUUAAGGAAAAAAUAAAGAUGUUCUGGCUGACCCUUUCCCCAGUGGCAUGGGCUCCAGGCUGGCA